Messenger RNA from Hypoxylon fragiforme, 1188 nucleotides. RefSeq lists its product as uncharacterized. The record is from RefSeq and is a predicted model, not a curated record. The transcript has a single exon. Lineage: Eukaryota; Fungi; Ascomycota; Sordariomycetes; Xylariales; Hypoxylaceae. The coding region runs from base 301 to 933 and encodes 210 amino acids.
GUCAACGCCGCAAUGGCACAGUUGAAACUACUAUCAUAUGUACAUAUCAUUGAUCAUACUACAACAAGUACUUACGUACCUGGAAGGGGCUAUAUAUAAUAUAUAGGAUCAAGCUGUCUUAAAACUCUCUUCUCAGCUCCCAACUGUCAGCUGUCGCCCUACUACUAGUAGUACACAUCUUCUACAGUAUAUUCCAAACUUUCAGCUCAAAAAGGCAAAAACGGUUUAACAAAGUUCAAAUAUUCAACAAAUUCGACUACGAAAUAUCCUUCAACUUAUAAUAGCCCAACAACCAUCAAGAUGCUUUCCAAGACCACCACCCUUGCCGUCCUUGGACUCGCCUCCACCGCCAUGGCCCUGAACCACCCGAAUGCCCUCCGGAGCCUGAACAGCCUGCGCGAGGAGCACGUCGUGGUCGAGGUACGCCAAGCCGAGACCACCGAAUCCGCCACCGUCACCGAAUCCGGGGCCUCGAACCUCGCGUGCGCCUCCUCCGCCCUCGCCAUCAUCACGGACGCGCCCGAGCCUCCGGACAACCUGCUGUCGUACUUCUCGUCGUGGGCGCAGACGGCAGACCUCACGGACCCGGCGGCCCUGUGCGCCGUCACCGCCGACGUCCCGCAGUCCCUGUCGUCCGACUACAGCGCGUACGACCAGCAGGCCAGCAGCUGGUUCGCGAAGCACAGCAGCGAUGUUGCUGCUCUCGCUUCUCAGUGUGGCGACACCGAGGACGCCGCCUCCGUCUCCCAGAUCGUAUAUGCACUCAGCGCUUACGUCGGCAGCAACUGCACCGGCACUCUAUCUACCGGUACCGCUACUGGUACUGCCGCCGGCGCUUCGUCGACCCAGACGGGCGCUGCUGCUCGCCCUACGGGCUUUGUCGCGGGCGCGAUGGCCGCUGCUGGUUUCUUGGGCGUUGCUGCUGCGCUAUAGGUUGGAUAGCAUGUCUACCUAGGUAUCUACCGAAGUACAUUGGAUAAGGUGUCCUACCUAGGUAAAACGCUAAAAAGGAGGAUUCUUUGUUUGUAUAUGUCACACCACCUAGUACUUAACCUACACUACGUGGUAUAUAGAUCUAGAUAGUCAGAUUGCAUCGAAUGGGCGUCGGCUUUGUGCCACCUAAGCUUUGUUCCUUAUAGCAUGAUACCCAAUUGAAAAAAAAAAAAAACUUUUCACUAUUCACUAUGA